Messenger RNA from Fusarium redolens, 1509 nucleotides. RefSeq names its product general substrate transporter. Gene Ontology annotation, molecular function: hexose transmembrane transporter activity. The transcript has 2 exons. Gene Ontology annotation, biological process: monosaccharide transmembrane transport. Gene Ontology annotation, cellular component: membrane. Lineage: Eukaryota; Fungi; Ascomycota; Sordariomycetes; Hypocreales; Nectriaceae. The record is from RefSeq and is a predicted model, not a curated record. Bases 1 to 1509 code for a protein of 502 amino acids.
AUGGCCGGUAUUAGACUCCGCGAUGUCAGCGGGUACCUGAUCUUGCUCAUCGCAAUCACGACUCUGGGGUCGUUGCAGUUCGGUUUUCACUUGGCUGAACUCAACGCACCCCAGGAUGUUAUUACGUGCCGCAAGAAAUCGAUCUCCGCCCUCGAUAAGAUCAAAGGACUGGUCUACAAACCGAAAGACGAUGCUGUAUCGGGCUUCUUGCCACAUUGUAUUCCCAUGGAUGAGGCUUCUUUUGCGACGAUAUCUUCAAUCUUUACGCUUGGUGGGCUGUUGGGAGCUUUGACCUCUGGACCCUUCUCGUCCAAGCGUGGACGUCUUCCUGCGAUGCGUAUCACAGGUCUGCUCUACUUGUUUGGGGCGGCUGUCGAGACCGUCGCAGGAAGCGUCUUCAUCAUGGCUUUGGGGCGCUUGUUUUCUGGUAUCGGAGCUGGAGCGUCGACUGUCGUUGUUCCUCUUUACAUCAGUGAGAUUGCGCCGCCUAAGGAACGAGGACUGUUUGGCUUUAUGACACAGAUCUCGAUCAAUGUUGGUAUCCUGGUGGUUCAGACCAUGGGAUUCUUCUUGAGUUAUGGCACUGCUUGGAGAUGGAUCCUUGCUACUGGAGUCUUCAUUGCGACAGCUCAAACACUGGGCCUCUUCGUUGUGCCAGAAAGUCCAUCGUGGCUGGCGGCGCAGGGCAAUGCGCCCAAGGCCAAGCGGACCCUCCAGAGAAUUCGUGGCAACGGCUACGACAUUAACGAGGAGACUGAGUCUUGGGACUCAGAUGAGCGUGAUGCGUCUGAGGAAGAUGGCUUGCUUCAGGCGGAUAGUGCCUCUGAAUCACCAUCAAAGAACCGGAUUGAACAUCUUGGAUUCUUCGAAGUACUGAAGGAUCCCGACACCAGACCUGCAAUCGUCGCCGUUGUAGGCAUCAUGUUUGCCCAGCAGCUUUGCGGUGUCAACUCGAUCAUCAUGUACUCGGUCUCUCUUCUUGCCGACUUGCUGCCUGUUUCUUCAUCGCUGCUCACUAUUCUCGUUUCUGUUGUUAAUUUGGUUACGACUAUCGCAUGCGCACCUCUUCCAGAUCGCCUCGGUCGUAAGACUUGUCUGCUUGCAUCCAUUGUCGGACAGGGAACUAGUGCUUUGAUCCUGGCCAUCUCAAUUGUGUUUGGAGUCAAGAUCCUCUCAGCCAUCGCCGUCGUGGUCUUUGUCGGCUUCUUCGCAGUUGGUCUGGGCCCAGUACCAUUCCUGAUCUCCUCCGAGCUGGUCGGACAGGAAGCUGUCGGCGCCACGCAAAGUUGGUGUCUAGCAGCUAACUACGCAGCGACUUUCCUGGUUGCUCAAUUCUUUCCAAUCGUAAACUCAGCACUUAACGACUUGCUGGGCGGCCACGGAUGGGUCUACUUUAUCUUUGCAGGUCUAGCCGCUGGAUCUGCCAUCUUUGUGUUCUGGAAUGUACCAGAAACAAAGGGCAAGAAGGACGUCGAUGAGGUUUGGGGCAGGACAAGGCGCGUUGAUUAG